This is a messenger RNA of Nelumbo nucifera (sacred lotus), 883 nucleotides long. The record is from RefSeq and is a predicted model, not a curated record. NCBI's taxonomy places the organism in Eukaryota, Viridiplantae, Streptophyta, Magnoliopsida, Proteales, Nelumbonaceae.
AUGCUAUGUAUUCUUAAAGGAAAGGAAAUGCUAGCUUCAAAUGCAUGGAUUAGAGUAGGACCUGCACAAGUUGCAUUUGGUUUUGGACCUUCAUCAAAUUAUUUUAUGACAUAUGGCUCUUCAAAAGUUGUCCGUAGUAGUAGUAAAUAUCAAGGUUUGGGUCCUGAUGAUGGAGUUCAUUCAUCAGCACAUAGAAUGGAGAAAGAAUACAAAGAACCCAGGGACUACUACUCUUACUAUCCUGUUGCCCUUCCUUUGAGAAGGCCAUACUCAGCAGACCCAGUACUUCUUGAUGAGGAGGAAUUUGGGGAGGCUUCAGAAGAAAUUGCUUAUGAUGAAAGUUCUGUAAAGUUCGCUACAGAGCUUGACCUAAUGGAGGAGAAUAAAGAAGCAAGAAUGAUCUUCCUUCAGCUACCAUCAUCUUUGCCCCUAGUUAAGCGGUCAGCUACGGCAAACAAUGAUGGAACCAAUAGUGGUUUGAAACAAUUCAGAGGUGGAGUUUCUUCAGAAAAGCCCUGCAAAUCGGAAGAGUUGCAUGCUGGGUUCAUGGGUUUCCUCGGGCAUGAUUUGUGUUUUUGCUCAGGAUGUUGUUGCAAUCAAUACUGAAGAGAAACAUUGCUGUAUUCUUGGCGAGCUCAACAAGCGUGCCGUCAUAACCCCAAAUAUUGACUCGAUCUUGAAUGGUAUGACUGACUUGGAUUAGUUUUUGCUUGGUUACAAGAGAUUUUGGCUUCAUGAAAGAAACUUAAGAUUUAAUAGUUGUUGAGGAAAACUGUAUAGCAGCUUGGCAGUUGUUGAGGAAAACUGUUAUUUCUUCUUCCUUAAGCUAUAUCAUUCUUCUAAAAAAAAAUCAUUUGAUUCAAGAAAAGUUCAUUAAAUGCCU